This is a messenger RNA of Chinchilla lanigera (long-tailed chinchilla), 6636 nucleotides long. It is a transcript of the gene Tiam1, whose product is annotated as T-cell lymphoma invasion and metastasis 1. The transcript has 29 exons. Gene Ontology annotation, molecular function: guanyl-nucleotide exchange factor activity; protein binding. Gene Ontology annotation, biological process: activation of GTPase activity; small GTPase-mediated signal transduction; positive regulation of axonogenesis. Gene Ontology annotation, cellular component: cytosol; synapse; plasma membrane. The record is from RefSeq and is a predicted model, not a curated record. The coding region runs from base 574 to 5349 and encodes 1591 amino acids. Lineage: Eukaryota; Metazoa; Chordata; Mammalia; Rodentia; Chinchillidae.
UCCUCGCGGCGCAGCGCGGAACUUCGCGGGGACACCCACUCCCUCGCCGCCCGCAGCCCGGCGGCCGCGUCCUCCUUUCUCUGCUGAAGUUGGAGAGAUGUGAGGCCGGACGGGCGAGCCCUGUGCGCCUGGCGGAGCAGGGUAGAAUCACUGUGGAUUGAGAUCCAUCUUUUCAGGCCCUGAACGAAGAGGAGAAAGGUUAGUCCUAUGGCCUGCGACGCUCUGAAUCGCAGCUGUGCACCUAGGAUGUGAGUGGCCCCAGCCGAUGGCACCUUUGGACACCUUGACAAAGCCACUUCUGCUUGGAAUGGGGUUUGGGCACAUUCUCCUAGACUCAGAUGAGGCCAUGAUGGCCGUCCCAUCAGGCAGGUGCUGACGUCAUUUCCGGCUUCAGCAUCUAAAUGCCACACUGCUCUUGGCACUUGGGCUGGGGACCACUGUUGCCUUCUAAGUUGAACACCUGGUAACUUUCAGGCUGUGUUUUAGGCCUACAGCAGAAAUAAGGAAUGUAAAACGUUCAGUGCCCCGGAAGCUUAGUCCUGAAAGGGAAGGAAAGAAAUAAACCAUAAAACCAUGGGAAACGCAGAAAGUCAAAAUGGAGACCAUGAGUUUUAUGGAGAAAAGCAUGCCACCCUGGGGCGCAAGCACACGUCGAGGUCGCUGCGCCUGUCGCACAAGACGCGGCGCACGCGGCACGCCUCCUCCGGGAAGGCGAUCCACAGGAACUCCGAAGUGAGCACCCGGUCCAGCAGCACGCCCAGCAUCCCCCAGUCUCUGGCCGAAAACGGCUUGGAGCCCUUCGCCCAGGAAGGCGCCCUAGAGGACUUCGGGAGCCCCAUCUGGGUGGACCGAGUAGAUAUGGGCUUGAGACCCGUGUCCUACACCGAUUCUUCUGUCACUCCCAGCGUAGACAGCAGCAUCGUCCUCACCGCAGCCUCUGUGCGGAGCAUGCCAGACUCACAGGAGAGCAGCAGGCUGUACGGGGAUGACGCUACAUAUCUGGCUGAGGGAGGCAGGAGGCAGCAUCCCUAUACAUCCAAUGGGCCCACUUUCAUGGAGACGGCGAGCUUUAAGAAGAAACGCUCCAAAUCUGCAGACAUCUGGCGGGAGGACAGCCUGGAAUUCUCACUCUCUGAUCUGAGCCAAGAACAUUUAACAAGCAACGAAGAAAUCCUGGGUUCCGCGGAAGAGAAGGACAGCGAGGAGACUCGGGGGAUGGAAACGCAGGCGAGUCCCCGGCAGCUCAGCACCUGUCAGCGUGCCAAUUCCCUGGGUGACUUGUACGCCCAGAAAAACUCUGGGGUGACGGCAAACGGGGGACCAAGGAGCAAAUUCUCAGGCUACUGUCGGAAUUUGGUGUCUGAUAUUCCUGAUCUUGCAAACCAUAAGAUGCCACCAGCUGCUGCCGAAGAGACUGCUCCAUACAGUAAUUACAACACACUUCCCUGUAGGAAAUCUCACUGUCUUUCCGAAGGUGUCAGCAACCCACAAAUUAGCCAUAGUAACAGCAUGCAAGGGAGAAGAGCAAAGACAACUCAGGAUGUUAACGCGGGCGAAGGCAGCGAGUUUGCAGACAGUGGGAUUGAAGGAGCCACCACCGACACGGACCUUCUAUCCAGGCGCUCAAAUGCCACCAACUCCAGCUACUCACCCCCCACGGGCCGGGCCUUUGUGGGCAGCGACAGCGGCAGCAGCUCCACUGGGGAUGCGGCUCGCCAGGGGGUGUACGAGAACUUCCGGCGGGAGCUGGAGAUGAGCACCAAUAGCGAAAGCCUGGAGGAGGCCGGCUCUGCGCACAGCGACGAGCAGAGCAGUGGCACCCUGAGCUCACCGGGUCAGUCGGACAUCCUGCUGACCGCGGCGCAGGGCACGGUGCGCAAGGCCGGCGCGCUGGCCGUCAAGAACUUCCUGGUGCACAAGAAGAAUAAGAAGGUGGAGUCGGCCACCCGGAGGAAGUGGAAGCACUACUGGGUGUCCCUGAAAGGAUGCACGCUCUUUUUCUAUGAGAGCGACGGCAGGUCUGGAAUAGACCACAACAGCAUCCCCAAGCAUGCCGUCUGGGUAGAAAACAGCAUUGUGCAGGCCGUGCCUGAACACCCCAAGAAGGACUUUGUCUUCUGCCUCAGCAAUUCACUGGGCGAUGCCUUCCUUUUUCAGACCACCAGCCAGACCGAGCUGGAGAAUUGGAUCACCGCCAUCCACUCUGCCUGUGCGGCUGCCGUCGCAAGACACCACCACAAAGAAGACACGCUCCGGCUCCUGAAGUCAGAGAUCAAAAAACUGGAACAGAAGAUCGACAUGGAUGAGAAGAUGAAGAAAAUGGGUGAAAUGCAGCUGUCUUCCGUCACCGACUCCAAGAAGAAGAAAACUAUAUUAGAUCAGAUCUUCGUUUGGGAGCAAAAUCUUGAACAGUUCCAAAUGGACCUAUUCCGCUUCCGCUGUUACUUAGCUAGUCUCCAGGGUGGGGAGCUUCCAAACCCCAAAAGGCUACUGGCUUUUGCAAGCCGACCAACGAAAGUGGCGAUGGGCCGCCUUGGAAUCUUUUCUGUGUCAUCCUUUCAUGCCCUGGUGGCAGCACGUACUGGUGAAACUGGAGUGAGAAGACGUACUCAGGCCAUGUCCAGAUCUGCAAGCAAGCGAAGGAGCAGGUUUUCUUCGCUUUGGGGUCUGGACACUACCUCCAAAAAGAAGCAAGGACGCCCAAGCAUCAAUCAGGUGUUUGGAGAGGGAACCGACGCUGUAAAGAAAUCUUUAGAGGGAAUAUUUGAUGACAUUGUUCCAGAUGGCAAGAGGGAGAAAGAAGUGGUCUUACCUAGCGUCCACCAGCACAAUCCUGACUGUGACAUCUGGGUCCACGAGUAUUUCACUCCAUCCUGGUUCUGUCUGCCCAAUAAUCAGCCAGCCUUGACUGUUGUCCGACCGGGGGACACUGCCCGGGACACCUUGGAGCUGAUUUGCAAGACACAUCAGCUGGACCAUUCUGCUCAUUACCUGCGUCUAAAAUUUCUGAUAGAAAACAAAAUGCAGUUCUACGUCCCACAGCCAGAAGAGGACAUUUAUGAGCUGCUGUAUAAAGAAAUUGAAAUUUGUCCAAAAGUCACUCAGAAUAUCCAGAUUGAGAAGUCAGAUACAGCAGCUGAUAAUUACGGGUUUUCACUUUCUUCUGUGGAAGAAGAUGGUGUUCGAAGGCUCUAUGUGAACAGUGUGAAGGAAACUGGAUUAGCUUCCAAGAAAGGCCUGAAGGCGGGAGAUGAGAUUCUUGAGAUCAAUAAUCGCACCGCCGGGACGCUAAACUCAUCUAUGCUCAAAGAUUUCCUCUCCCAGCCCUCCCUGGGCCUCCUGGUGAGGACCUGCCCCGAGCUGGAGGGAGGAGUGGAGCUGCUGGAGAGCCCACCCCACCGAGUGGACGGCCCUGCGGACCUGGGCGAGAGCCCGCUCGCCUUCCUCACCAGCAAUCCAGGACACAGCCUCUGCAGUGAGCAGAGCAGUAGUGCCGAGACCGCUCCAGACGAGACCGACGGGCCAGACUUGGAAUCCUCUGAUGAGACAGAUCACAGCAGCAAGAGCACAGAGCAGGUGGCCGCGUUUUGCCGCAGUUUGCACGAGAUGAACCCUUCUGACUCGAGCCCGUCCCCUCCGGAUGCCACGGGGCCCCAGCUGGCCACCAUGAGACAACUGUCGGAUGCAGACAAGCUGCGCAAGGUGAUCUGCGAGCUCCUGGAGACCGAGCGCACCUAUGUGAAAGACUUGAACUGUCUCAUGGAGAGAUACCUGAAGCCGCUUCAGAGUGAGACUUUCCUCACCCAGGAUGAGCUUGAUGUGCUUUUUGGAAAUUUAACGGAAAUGGUGGAAUUCCAAGUAGAAUUCCUCAAAACGCUAGAAGAUGGAGUCAGACUGGUACCUGAUCUGGAAAAACUUGAGAAGGUCGACCAGUUCAAGAAAGUGCUGUUCUCUCUGGGGGGAUCCUUUCUGUACUAUGCUGACCGCUUCAAGCUCUACAGUGCCUUCUGUGCCAGCCACACGAAAGUCCCCAAGGUCCUGGUGAAAGCCAAGACCGACACGGCUUUCAAGGCAUUCUUGGAUGCCCAGAACCCGCGGCAGCAGCACUCGUCCACGCUGGAGUCUUACCUCAUCAAGCCCAUCCAGAGGAUCCUCAAGUACCCGCUGCUGCUCAAGGAGCUCUUCGCCCUGACCGACGCGGAGAGCGAGGAGCACUACCACCUGGACGUGGCCAUCAAGACCAUGAACAAGGUCGCCAGUCACAUCAACGAAAUGCAGAAGAUCCAUGAAGAGUUUGGGGCUGUGUUUGACCAGCUGAUUGCGGAGCAGACCGGCGAGAAGAAGGAGGUUGCAGAUCUGAGCAUGGGCGACCUGCUCUUGCACACCACCGUCAUCUGGCUGAACCCACCAGCCUCACUGGGGAAGUGGAAGAAGGAGCCUGAACUGGCAGCCUUUGUCUUCAAAACCGCUGUGGUCCUCGUGUAUAAAGAUGGUUCCAAACAGAAGAAGAAACUUGUGGGAUCUCACAGACUUUCAAUCUAUGAGGAGUGGGACCCCUUCCGAUUUCGCCACAUGAUCCCUACUGAAGCCCUGCAGGUCCGAGCUUUGGCAAGUGCAGAUGCAGAGGCCAAUGCCGUGUGUGAAAUUGUCCACGUGAAGUCAGAAUCUGAAGGGAGACCGGAGAGGGUCUUCCACCUGUGCUGCAGCUCUCCAGAGAGCCGGAAGGAUUUCCUGAAGGCUGUGCAUUCCAUCCUGCGAGAUAAGCACAGAAGACAGCUCCUCAAAACCGAAAGCCUCCCCUCAUCCCAGCAGUAUGUCCCCUUUGGAGGAAAAAGAUUGUGUGCGCUGAAGGGCGCCAGGCCAGCCAUGAGCAGGGCAGUGUCCGCCCCAAGCAAGUCUCUUGGGAGGAGGAGGCGGCGACUGGCCCGAAACAGGUUUACCAUUGAUUCCGAUGCGGUCUCUGCCAGCAGCCCGGAGAAAGAGCCCCAGCAGCCCCCUGCUGGCGGGGACACUGACCGAUGGGUAGAGGAACAGUUUGAUCUUGCUCAGUAUGAGGAGCAAGAUGACAUCAAGGAGACAGACAUCCUCAGUGACGAUGAUGAGUUCUGUGAGUCGGUGAAGGGCGCCUCAGUGGACACAGACCUGCAGGAGCGGCUUCAGGCUGCCUCCAUCAGUCAGCGAGAAAGAGGCCGGAAAACCCUGGAUAGUCACGCGUCCCGCAUGGCACAGCUCAAGAAGCAAGCUGCCCUGUCAGGCAUCAAUGGCGGCCUGGAGAGCACAAGUGAGGAGGUCAUUUGGGUUAGGCGCGAAGACUUCGGCCCCUCCCGGAAGCUGAACACUGAGAUCUGACUGCGUCGCGUCCCCUUAGAGAAUGUGUGUAGAUAUUCCUCCCUGCCCUGCCCUCCCUCCGCAGCCCUCCAGUGCCGUCCACGAGAAUGUCCCUUUAGGUCGCACUCUUGCACACACACAGUUUUGGCAGCUGACCCAGUUCUGAAGCCAUGUGGCCACCACCCACCUUCGCCAUUGUUAAUAUCCAUGUCGGAAAGAAUUGUUCAGGAUCCUGAAUGAGUUUGAGUCCUAUCUUCUGUAUAUUGCUAAGGGCUUUUAUUUAUUCUCCAUUAAUCAGGGCCUGAAGAAUUAGAAAAAAAACAUUUAUAGCACUGGAAAACAAGCUACCCCCCGCAGUUGAAGUAAGUACAGAAUUUAAGGCCCAGCACUCAUGCAAAAGCCAGUGCAUAGCUCGUCCUACCUGAAACCAACCUCAGGUGGGAACCCCACUUCCAAACAGUGAAACAAAACCGGAAACAAACAAGACAACUGUACAGCUUCCCUCUUCAGUGUCUGAGAAUAUCUGUGUAUUUUAAGGAUGUGUGAGGAGAGGGUGGUCAUUUAUGUUUUGAUGAGCCUUUUCUUUCUUUUUUUUUUUCUUUCUGUUUUGAUCUAUGGAUGGUCUAACUCUGUGUCAGUGUUUGGAAGCUCUAGUUUUGCAUAGAAUUAUAAAGAUACCAAACUCUUGGAAAAGAGAUCCAAAUUUAUCACUUGAGAGAGAGAGAGAAAAAAAAACACUAUUUUUUGUAUUUUACUUGAGACGCAGGGGCACAAAUAGAUGAGAAUUUUACAGUGUUAGGUGUAUCUCUUAGGUCUAAAAGUGAGCAUCUAAUCUUUUACAGAGAGAGUGAGGCAUGGUGACUUUAUAUUUAUAUAUGAAAGGUCAACAAGAAGCUCAUGCUAAGGAUAAUUUUUUUUUUUUUUCCAAGAAGCAGAUUUUUUUUUUUAAAUGUUGGAAUCUCUACUUGAGAUGGGAGUUUGGUUGGAUUACCCAUGGCAGGAAAUGGGCAGUGUGUCGCAGGGGAGGGGAGCUUCCUUUUCAUGGGGUUGCCAUGGUGAUCAUUGGUUUUCUCAUCAAAAUUACAUCUUCAUCCAUAGAUUACCUACCCCUUCCCUGACAGUCCAUAGUAACCUCUUCUAAAACAUUUCUUCUGUUUGACAUUUCCUUCAUGCCAACGAAACAGGGUAACCAUGUUAAUAAACCUAACGUUCAAAACAGAUAUCCAAAUAGGAAGAACAAAAACAACUUAUAGCACUUUCAAUUUUUUUUAAAAGGUUUAUAGCUUUUUUUCCCUUCCCUUUCCCAUU